AUUGUGGAAAAAAAGUAAAGCCAUCGUUUACCAAAGAGAACAUAGAAACAGAGAGAGAAGAAUAUCUCGAACAUUUCGCGAAGUUCUUCACAGAGCUAGAGAGAGAUUGUUCUUCCCGUCUUCCGUUCCUCUCCCUAGAUCUUCUGAUUCACUUUCCCUACUCAAGCUUCAGCCAUGGCUAAUGCGGCAUCCGGUAUGGCUGUACAUGAUGAAUGUAAGCUUAAGUUCUUAGAGCUGAAAACCAAGAGAACUUACAGAUACAUUGUAUAUAAGAUUGAAGAGAAGCAAAAGCAAGUGAUUGUGGAAAAAGUUGGCGAGCCAAGUCAAAGCUAUGAAGAUUUCACAGCUUGUCUUCCUGCUGAUGAAUGCCGAUACGCGGUUUAUGAUUUUGACUUCCUCACUAAAGAGAAUGUCCAGAAGAGCAGAAUUUUCUUCAUUGCUUGGUCUCCGGACAUAUCAAAGGUAAGAAGCAAGAUGAUCUACGCAAGUUCAAAGGACAAGUUCAGGAGAGAAUUGGAUGGCAUUCAAAUUGAGCUGCAAGCUACUGACCCAACUGAAAUGGGUCUCGAUGUUUUCAACAGCCGGGCUAAAUAAGAAGCCUCCUCCUGGUUAUGAAUUUCUUGUGGUGUUUGUUUUACAUUGUGAAGUGAUGAUGUUAUUCAUUUCUGGGUUUAUGAAUGUGCUUUGGUUGAUUACAUAUUGGGUUGCUUUGAGUUUUGUCAUGUAGAAUUAUGUCCAUCUGGAACAACAAAUCUUCGGUCAUUCCCCCACCACACCACCUUAUAUUGUAUGAUUUAUCGUGUGCAAUUAAUGCAAUAUCUCCCUAUGUAAUGCUACAUGAUUUUCAUCUUGUGUCAUGCCAAGAACAUGGGAGAUGAUGUUUGACCAUGUUUAGCUCCGAGGAUGCUAAUGAGUUGCUGUUUUCAAUGUCAA
Molecule: messenger RNA, 933 nt
Organism: Cucurbita pepo subsp. pepo (vegetable marrow)
Lineage: Eukaryota; Viridiplantae; Streptophyta; Magnoliopsida; Cucurbitales; Cucurbitaceae
Product: actin-depolymerizing factor 2
Biological process (GO): actin filament depolymerization
Cellular component (GO): actin cytoskeleton
Molecular function (GO): actin binding
Source: RefSeq, a predicted model, not a curated record